AUGAGUGGUCUGGUCCAGGAUGCGUACCGGUUCAUCUUGUACCACCGAGCAGCAAUCGAGAACAGCCCCCUCCAGGCGUACGUUUCGGCCCUGGUAUUCAGCCCACCGCGGAGUACGAUCCAGCAGCUGUUCCGGCACGAGAGGCCCAAGAAUAUCGCGAUGGCGCCGGCGAUGGGAGAUGACUGGGAUGCGCAUACCGGCGCCUGCCUGCAGACGCUGGAGAGCCAUGAUGGCUGGGUCCACUCAGUGGUGUUCUCCCACGACAGCAGCCGCGUCGCGUCCGGGUCGGACGACAAGACAAUCAAGAUCUGGGAUACGCAUACCGGCGCCUGCCUGCAGACGCUGGAGGGCCAUGACGGCUUGGUCAGAUCAGUGGUGUUCUCCCACGACAGCAGCCGCGUCGCGUCCGGGUCUUGGGACUGGACGAUCAAGAUCUGGGAUGCGCAGACCGGCGCCUGCCUGCAGACGCUGGAGGGCCAUGAUGGGGCAGUCAACUCAGUGGUGUUCUCCCACGACAGCAGCUGCGUCGCAUCCGGGUCGGGUGACAGCACGAUCAAGAUCUGGGAUGCGCAUACCGGCGCCUGCCUGCAGACGCUGGAGGGCUAUGAUGGGACAGGCUGGGUCCACUCAGUGGUGUUCUCCGACGACAGCAGCCGCGUCGCGUCCGGGUCGGACGACAAGACAAUCAAGAUCUGGGAUGCGCAGACCGGCGCCUGCCUGCAGACGCUGGAGGGCCAUGAUGGGGCAGUCUACUCAGUGGUGUUCUCCCACGACAGCAGCCGCGUUGCGUCCGGGUCAGGCGACAGCACGAUCAAGAUCUGGGAUGCGCAUACCGGCGCCUGCCUGCAGACGCUGGAGGGCCAUGAUGAGACAGUCUACUCAGUGGUGUUCUCCCACGACAGCAGCCGCGUCGCGUCUGGGUCGAGCGACAGCACGAUCAAGAUCUGGGAUGCGCAUACCGGCGCCUGCCUGCAGACACUGGAGGGCCAUGAUGAGACAGUCUACUCAGUGAUGUUCUCCCACGACAGCAGCCGCGUCGCGUCCGGGUCGAGGGACAAGACAAUCAAGAUCUGGGAUGCGCAUACCGGCGCCUGCCUGCAGACGCUGGAGGGCCAUGACGGCUUGGUCAAAUCAGUGGUGUUCUCCCACGACAGCAGCUACGUCGCGUCCGGGUCUUGGGACUGGACGAUCAAGAUCUGGGAUACGCAGACCGGCGCCUGUCUGCAGACGCUGGAGGGCCAUGAUGGGGCAGUCAACUCAGUGGUGUACUCCCACGACAGCAGCCGCGUCGCGUCUGGGUCGAGCGACAGAACGAUCAAGAUCUGGGAUGCGCAUACCGGCGCCUGCCUGCAGACGCUGGAGGGCCAUGAUGAGACAGUCUACUCAGUGGUGUUCUCCCACGACAGCAGCCGCGUUGCGUCCGGGUCAGGCGACAGCACGAUCAAGAUCUGGGAUGCGCAUACCGGCGCCUGCCUGCAGACGCUGGAGGGCCAUGAUGAGACAGUCUACUCAGUGGUGUUCUCCCACGACAGCAGCCGCGUUGCGUCCGGGUCGGGCGACAGCACGAUCAAGAUCUGGGAUGCGCAUACCGGUGCCUGCCUGCAGACCCACGGUAUGAAAUAUCCUGUGAGCAAUCUUUCUUUCGACGCCACCGGCUCUUCUCUUCACACUGACAUUGGAAUUGUCGCCCUUCGCGACUCGCUGACACCUGCCCCUACCACUUCGAAAGAGCUUCUCCCUUCAGAAUCCCAGUCACUGCCGGCCACUCAACAGUCGCAACCCCCUGAGCACUUAGGAUACCGUAUCAGUUCCGAUCGGUCCUGGAUCACACGGUGUUCACAAAACUGGCUAUGGCUGCCUCCCAUGUAUCGCCCAAGAUGUUCGGCUGUAGGCCAGUCUGGGUUGGUCUUGGUGCUUGGCUGCCAGUCUGGGCGCGUCCUGAUCUUUGGAUUCAUAGCUGAGGAUUACAACUGA
Molecule: messenger RNA, 1974 nt
Organism: Penicillium manginii
Lineage: Eukaryota; Fungi; Ascomycota; Eurotiomycetes; Eurotiales; Aspergillaceae
Product: WD40 repeat domain-containing protein
Exons: 1
Coding region: 1-1974 (657 amino acids)
Biological process (GO): proteasome-mediated ubiquitin-dependent protein catabolic process; ubiquitin recycling
Cellular component (GO): cytoplasm; nucleus
Molecular function (GO): ubiquitin binding
Source: RefSeq, a predicted model, not a curated record